GGGAGAUGACUGAAGCGGGGGUGGGAAUCCAGCUCCGCGAGAUGUAGGGGAGGGGAGGAGAUUGGAGUUUGUCAACGUAGAGGCGGCGGUCUUGCUCCCUGUGGCCCCGUCCGUCAAAUCGUGCGCCUUUUAAAGGACCAAGCAGCCGACGAGAUGGCCUUGGCCUCCGUGCGGAGCGGGGCCGGCGGCAGUGACGGCAGGCCGCUGGCGUUGGGACCGCAGGACAUCCCUCUGAGCGCCAUGAGUCCCAAAUUCCUGCACACCAACUCCACCAGUCACACUUGGCCUUUCAGUGCAGUGGCAGAACUGAUAGAUAAUGCAUAUGAUCCAGAUGUAAAUGCAAAGCAGAUGUGGAUUGAUAAGACUGAAAUAAAGGAAAAAAUUUGCUUGAUAUUUGCCGACAACGGCCAGGGGAUGAAUCAAAGCAAGUUGCACAAAAUGUUGAGCUUUGGAUUCAGUGAUAAAGUUGCAGUAAAUGGUCACGCACCUGUUGGGCUUUAUGGCAACGGCUUCAAGUCUGGAUCCAUGCGGUUGGGAAAAGAUGCAAUUGUUUUUACAAAAAAUGGGGAAACAUGUAGUGUGGGCUUCUUGUCGCAGACUUAUCUUGAAGCAAUAAAAGCAGAAAAUGUGAUUGUACCGAUUGUUUCAUUCAACAUGAACAAAAAGCUUCUAAGCGAGGACAUGCAGUCAAGUUUGAAAGCAAUUUUGCAAUAUUCUUUAUUUAACACGGAAAAAGAGCUCCUGGCAGAACUGGAUGCUAUUUCUGGAAAACGAGGGACAAGGAUUAUAGUUUGGAAUAUAAGAAUAACCAAGGAUGGAAAACCAGAGUUUGACUUUGAAUCUGAUAAGCAUGACAUCAGAAUUCCCGGAGAUCUUUUAGAUGACGACACAGGAAAAAGAAAGUACAAAAGACAGGAACGGAUGGAUCAAAUUGUGCCUGAAAGUGAUUAUUCUUUAAGAGCCUAUUGUAGUAUUUUGUACCUGAAGCCACGGAUGCAAAUCAUUCUUCUGGGAGUGAAAGUCAAAACUCAGCUCAUUUCUAAAAGUCUCGCUCACAUUGAACAUGAUAUAUACAAACCAAUGUUUAUUAACAAAAACAUAAAAAUAACCUUUGGCUUUAACUGGAGAAAUAAAGAACAUUUUGGAAUAAUGAUGUACCAUAAAAAUAGACUGAUUAAGUCUUACGAGAAAGUUGGCUAUCAGCUCAGAGCAAACAACAUGGGAGUUGGUGUUAUUGGAAUUAUUGAGUGCGACUUUCUUAAGCCAACACAUAAUAAACAAGACUUUGAUUAUACGAAUGAGUAUAGACUGACGAUUCAAGCACUAGGACUGAAGCUGAAUGAUUACUGGAAUGAGAAGAAGAAUAAAAGAAACCAAGAAGAUCCUCAGAGUGUUGUACCGGUAGAAGAUUCGCAGAAGCUUCCUGAUCAAGUUUGGGCUCAAUGUGAUGGCUGUUUAAAAUGGCGAAAGCUUCAAGAUGGGAUUGAUCCAGAUAUGCUGCCUGAUAAGUGGUUCUGUAGCAUGAAUCCAGAUCCAUGUUUUAGGAGCUGCAGUGUUCCAGAAGAACCUGAAGAUGCUAUUGAUGUUACUCCCAGUUAUGAAAAAACAUAUAAAAAGCUAGAACAAAGAAAUCGUGAGAAAAACCGACAGCGAUUAAUGGAUCAAGACAAACAGCAGAAAUAUUUAGAAGAGCAGCUCAAAAUAAAGGAGCAAGAACUUCAAGAGGAGAGAAGGAAACGACAGCAGAAUAUGGAUCUACAGAACAUCAUACAGAAGUAUAAUAAGGAAGCUGAUGCUCUUAGAAAGGAACAGGAAUUAUUGCAGCAAAAGCUACAAGCAAAGAACCUUAAGGCCAUAUUGCCGAGACAGAUGGACCAUCAUGAAACCACAGAAGUAACUUCAAGUGCCCAGAAUCUCACUAAGUGGGUGGUCAAUGGAAACAAUACAUUGAACAUAUCACCCUGCCCAGCAACAGCUGCCACAGCCUCUCCUGUGAGUAACCUUCAAAUUGUGGAAGUUAAGUCGCUAUCAACACCACAAAUACCAUUUAAUGGUCAAAGUGCUAAACGAACAUGUAACUAUGAAAGUGCGAUUCCAAAUCCAAAGCAACCAAAAUUAGACGAAGGAAUAACUUUUGCCAGCUCUGUAAAUGGGGAAACUGUUAAUGAUACAACAUUUGAUGACGAUGUCAUUAUUGUUGAUGAGAAAAGUACACCAAGGCCUAGUUUAACUUUUGACUUGUCAAAAGUAAAACAUGAGCACAGAGCAAGUACAGAUACAACUGACUUUUGCAAUGAUGUGCUGCUCAGUAAUUGUGAAGAACGAGUUAAAGGUACGCAGACUGAGAACCCAGCAAUUUCUGUCAAGGAGGAGGGCAAUGGAUCUGAAAAGCACAACCUCUCCAGUGGCGCCAGUGAUCUGAAAGAACAAGUUCAGCAGUCACGGGGUGACGAGCUUCAGUGUUUGGCAAAUAACGAGGGAAGCAUAGCUCAAACCAGCGAAGAACAAAACAUCCAAAAUGUUGUUCUGAAAGCCAUGACUGACGAGAGGGAUCACUACAAGGCAAAAUGUGAACAGAUAGAGAAAGAACUGGAAAAUGUUCAAAAAAAGCUUUUGGAAAAAAGUGAGUGCCAUGUCAAAAAAGAGUGCUGCCAUCAGUGGACACAGUCUGAAUUUAUUAUUGGGGACCAUGCAGAGAGUAUGGACGAUUUCUGCAAACUCAGUAAUGAAGAAAAGGCAACCCAAUAUGAAUCGGCAUUAAAGGAAAUGGAAAAGUUAAAGAGACAGUGCCAAACACUGGAGAAUUUAAAGUUUGAAUGUUUCACUUGUAAUCUGAAAGAAAAUGAUAAUUUGGUAAAAAAGGAGGAUGACGAGCUAAUUCUGCAGCUGGACAGUAUGUUUCGACAAUUAGACAGCUGCAAGUCUGAGCGAGAUCAGCAUAAAGAGAAAGCUGAACGAUUGCAAAGCGAAAAUGAUACAAUCAAGCUCAACUUGGCAAAUCUUUGUAAAGAAGUGGAACGUUUAAAGCAUGAAGCCACUGAAGCACAACAGAGUAACCUUCCAGAUGGCAUUAGUGUGAAACUCAGGUCUCUGCGGAUCGGUAUCGCACAGAUUCUGGCUAAAAUUGUACCUGAGCUGGACUUAGCACAAAUAAACUAUGAAAGUGAAGUUGUUGAUGAGAUUUUGGAACAGGUGUUAUCUGCCAAUGAAUCAUGAAGGCCAUCGCCUGUUUUGUUACAUGGAUAUCUUAUGAAAACAUCAAUGGACUGUGUAACUAUGUCAGUAGACUUUUGAUAAAACCAGAGCUUACAAGUGAGCGAAUUAUGCACUUCUGUGAUCACAAUGGUUUCUGAUUUUUUUUUUCAGUAGACCAAAAGUAUUGAUUUCUUAAAUUGCUGGUCAGGUUACUUCAGCAAUGAAUUGCAGGCUGGCUGAGCGUAAUGGGGUAGGUCCUUUAACAUAAACAGCUCAAAUUGGUAAUGUUAAUUUCUUGACCUGUCUUGUGCAAAGACGAUGUUCUCUUUUGUGGUAUUAUAUCAAGACUUUUUGCUUAUGCCAUCUGUGGCUUAUCUCAAUUGCUCAUCUUUCUUAAUCAAUAGGGAUCAGUAGAAGGGGAGGCUAUUAUGUUUUUUUUAUCAACUAGGGAUCAUUUCCCCUUUUUUAAAAGAGAUUUUGUUCAUGUAUCCAUAGGCAUUUGUCAUGUGCACAUUUUGUUGGUUCUUGGAUUAAAUAAUGGUGCUGUAAAGCUUUAUGUAAUUUCAUAUUAAUUUCAUUAUAAAUCUUUCACAAUCUAAUGACAUGCACUUUUCACCUUCUUUCUGAAUAGUAAUUUAGAUUGCAGAAACCUAGCAUUACUUUAUUUCCCUUUUAACCUACAAACACUAUGGCAGAAAUAGGGUUCUGCAGUCUGCCUCAAUGUUUGUAGGUUAAGAUCAGAAAACCUGGUUUGGGUGGUCUUUGUGAGUGCAGAUCUUGGUGAGACUGGAUCAUUGUUUACUAUGAUGGCUAUUAUGACAUUUGCUGUUCAGGCAAGUGGGUGUGUAAACCCCCAUUUGACAGAGGUGCCAGAGGCCAACGCUGGUGUGUGUGGAAUCUAGUACCCAUCAAGGAAUCAACACUGCCAAGAAAUUAUAAAUGAGAGAAAAACAUAUGUGCAAGAUUUCAUCUAACAUCGUUUGAAAGAAAAUCCAGCAUCACUUCAUUGUUUGUGGUAAGGUAUCACUGGUGCCCUCCUAUUCUCCCUCUUUCACAGAAAGUUCUGGACAGGAUGGAACUCUUCUUAUGGAUUAUAUGAAUAUAUUAAAAAUAGGUAGACUAUUCUUAGAGUUGAGAUUGGGCAAAUUGUGGCUUCUUAUCUCAAUCCAUUCAAUAUGUUAAUAGCAGACCAGUCUAGAGCACUUUCAUAUCCAUCCCUUCUUUGCAUGUAAGGGCUUUUGUUGGAUGCUGUUUCCUGAUAUCUAAUUGAAAAUAGAUAGUUGACUAGAACUAUACACUCAGACCUCAUUAUCUGCGAGGGAUAGAGGCAUGGACUUGCUGUGUAUACCAAGAAAUUGCAGAUAGCAUUUCUGUGUGAUCGGUUGAUUGAGGCAGGUCGGAUGAGAUGAUGGGAUGAAAAACGGGUCUGGCGCCGACCUUGCAAGUAUGUGGAUCCAUGGACAGCGAAUUAGCAGAUAAUAAGGACUGAAUGCAUGUAUGGGUUACAGUUUUCUCAGUUUCUUUGCUAAUUUGAAUACAGGAUUGAGUUAUUUUCAUACAGAAAUGAAGUACUCUGUAACAAGCCUUCUCUGAAAUGCUGUGUACUCAGUCAAUGCAUUGUUGAUUUGAUCUGCUACAUAUUGAUGUUUCUAGGGAAAUGGAUUUAUAAUAGUGGUAGUAGCUAGUUUUCUUUUUGGAAAAUGUAACAUUAAGAUCAGAACUCCUAAGAGAAUUUCUGUGAUAUUCAAAAUUUUAUUUGUAAAAAUAUACAGCCUUACUAUCACCACCAUGUUCAAAACCUCUGCCUUGAUGUAUACAUUCUAAGAUAUUCUACACCCAGCAUUAUUAAUGUGUCUCUGCAAUGUACAACAGAGAGUGUAUGCAAUAUGUACAUCAAGCUUGUUCAGUGGA
Messenger RNA from Rhincodon typus (whale shark), 5106 nucleotides. Its product is annotated as MORC family CW-type zinc finger protein 3-like. The record is from RefSeq and is a predicted model, not a curated record. Lineage: Eukaryota; Metazoa; Chordata; Chondrichthyes; Orectolobiformes; Rhincodontidae. The transcript has 19 exons. The coding region runs from base 154 to 3216 and encodes 1020 amino acids. Gene Ontology annotation, molecular function: zinc ion binding; ATP hydrolysis activity. Gene Ontology annotation, cellular component: nucleus; PML body.